AUGGGCCAAGUAGUCCCGAAUCGCGUGGUCGGGCUCGCCAACUUGACGUUGGCGCCGUCCUCGCUGACCAAAGCGGUGCAGCGCCCGGCAGAUCUGGUGCUGCGCAAGUCCGCGACGCGAGGAAUUGUGCGGGAACUCCUGCCAGGACAGACGGUCGUCCUUGACACUGCGCGGACCUUCGAGACCCAGCAACAUGACUGUAUGCUGGACCCGAUGCUGUGUAUCCCGGCGGACUCCUCACACUCCGUACUCGUCUCUCGCUCGCAAGUAGUGGGGUGGAGUUCCCACCGAGAACCGGUCAAAGGCACUUCAGAGCAAGACCAGUCGUGGCCUGCGAAGGCGCUAGCGUUGCUUCCACCACUACUUGGCUUGUGGAUGGAAUGUCAUGGUGAUGACAAUACUGCGCUGCCGCCGACUGUGCUCACGCACUUAAUUUUGAUCGUGGAAGCGUCCACCAUCAUCAUCCGUGCGUCAACUCUGCAGGCCGACGACCCAGCACUCAAAGUGUACGCGCAGACGUACUUCACCGACUUUCCACGAGCACCUAUAGAAAUUAUGAGCAACGCCGACAGCUCCACGCUGCGCUUUUGGAGCGCCCUCAAUUUAUCCAUCGCUCAGUGUGGGUGCGAGUGCUUUGUCGGGUCGAACGCCGCCUACUUGGACGACGUGCUCACGCAGUUUGUCCAGUCCGAGUUCGACAACCUCGUGCAGUCCGAUUCGUCUGUCCGCAAGUGGCACAGGGGCUGUUGCUCAAGGGAAGGCUCCAGUUGCCAAGUCAACAUGGACCAUGUUUGUUGGUGUUGCACUGGAUGCUACCGACUAUGA
Messenger RNA from Aphanomyces astaci, 825 nucleotides. RefSeq lists its product as hypothetical. Lineage: Eukaryota; Oomycota; Saprolegniomycetes; Saprolegniales; Verrucalvaceae. The transcript has 3 exons. The record is from RefSeq and is a predicted model, not a curated record. The coding region runs from base 1 to 825 and encodes 274 amino acids.